This is a messenger RNA of Phanerochaete carnosa HHB-10118-sp, 2356 nucleotides long. RefSeq lists its product as uncharacterized. Bases 120 to 1943 code for a protein of 607 amino acids. Gene Ontology annotation, molecular function: DNA-binding transcription factor activity, RNA polymerase II-specific; zinc ion binding; DNA binding. Lineage: Eukaryota; Fungi; Basidiomycota; Agaricomycetes; Polyporales; Phanerochaetaceae. The transcript has 7 exons. The record is from RefSeq and is a predicted model, not a curated record. Gene Ontology annotation, cellular component: nucleus. Gene Ontology annotation, biological process: regulation of DNA-templated transcription; DNA-templated transcription.
GACUGGCUCUUAAUGCCUGCGGAGGCGCACCUACAGCCUCCAUCGGUGAUAGCGUAGAUGUUGCAAAGUCAAACCGUGCAGACUCUGCCGUUCUUUCACUUCGGAGGCCGGUCACCGCGAUGACUCUACCGCCUGUAUGUAUAAAUGCAAGCUGCCCUAGACUCCAAGUCUGUCACAAUCGCAAGUACACUAAUCCCAACAUGGCUAGCCAGGUCCCUCAACAUCUUCCCCGUGGAAGGGCAUGCGUUCCUUGCAGACGUCGAAAGAUGAAAUGCGACGGAAACCAGCCGACUUGCAACCAAUGCAUGCGGUUCGACAGGGCCGCAGAGUGCCAGUUCGUCGAGGGACCCUCGCCCUCCACUGCCCGAGUCCUCGAACAACACAUCUCCCGGCUGCAGUCUCGCAUCCACGAGCUCGAGCAGGAUGAUCCGAACCUCGUCCGACUUCGUAACCCGUACGAAAAUGUUCCCGCCGCCAGCAGCAGCGGCGGUAACACUGCGGUAGCCCCCCAUGCAGCUCAGCCUAACUGGUGGGAGACAUCCGACCCGCCCACGCAGAUGCAACAGACACUCGUGCAAUACUUCCUUCGCGAGGCACCCAAAUUCGGGUUUUUCUUGGAUGCGAGGCGGCUCCUGACCGCGUUUGCAAAGCCGACCGCCACGAGGCCCCGCCCGCCGUCGGUCAUCCGCAACGCUAUCUACCUGUGGGGCAUCAACCUGUCGCGGAACCCGCAGUACACCGCGCGCGAGCCGCUCUUCCUGGGACGCGCCCUCCGGAGCGUGCACGUCGCGCUGUCGUCCGCGCACGAGCAGCAGCAGAACACGCUCUACGUCUUGCAGGCGGAGGUCCUCCUCGCGUACUACUUCUUCCACUGCGACCGCCUGCUCGAGGGCAAGUUCCACGCGAGCGCCGCCGUCUCGCUCGCGAUCAUGUGCAACCUGCACCAGAUCAACGCGCCCCAGGGCGGCGGCUUCCAGAGCGCGGGCCAGGCGUUCCUGCCCCCGCCCGCGGACCCCGUCGACGAGGCCGAGCGCAUCUACGCCUGGUGGACCACCUUCGUCCUCGACAAGUCCUGGGUCGUCGCGUUGUCGGCGCCCGCCAUGAUCAGCGAGACGCAGGAGCCGGGCACCGUCAUCCACACGCCCUGGCCUCUGACCGUCGACGAAUACGCUCAGCAACCGGCGUCCGCCCGUCCAAACGCAGGCUCGACGGUGCAGCGCUUCCUGGCGGACGUCACCGCCGACGGCGCGGCGUCCUCGCCCCUCGCGCUGAUCGCCAAGGCCGCGGCGCUGUACGAACGCGCGAGCGCGCUCGCGGCGCACACGGACACCAACAGUCAGUGCUCUCGCUCCGUCUUCACGCGGCACCGCCGGCUGACGGGCCUGCUCCUCCUCCUCGCGCUGCCGUCGGGUGUUGGUGACGGUGCCUCCCUUGCAGAGACCGCCGGGUACGAGGCCGCGCUGCUCGCGCUCGACGGCGCCGUCGAGCAGCUCAAGCAGGCGCUGCCGCCGCUCGAACGCGCAGGCUCCGUCGCGGCGCCCGCCGACGAACAUGCGACGCACAGCCUGCUCGUCCUCCACGGCCUCGCGCACGCCGCGACGGUCCAGCUGCACCGCGCGUUCGCGGAGCGCAGCGCGACGUCCCGCGCGCGCUGCCUCGCGUCUGCGUCCGCGCUCGUGCGCGUCGUGCACGAGCUCACGCGACGCCUCGCCGUCGUCUCGCCGCUCGUCGGGGUGCUCGCGGCGACGGCGGGCGAGGUGCUGGUGCACGGCCUGCAGAGCAUGCGCAGCGCGCGCACCGCCUGGGCGUCGUCCGCGGCGCUGCCGGGCGAGGACAAGUUUGCGCAGAGCACGAACCAGCUCGUCGCCGCGCUGGAGCGGCUGACGCAGAGCCCGUUCGUUGCGAGUCAGACUGCCAGGCUUCGCGAAGCGGCCGCGCAGUGAAUGAGGAUGAACUUUGCCUCGCCCCCCGCUGGACGCGUGUGCUAUCGAGGCGUUUCGCGCACGUCGGGGGACUGCACCCCCCGACUCCUGAGAAGUUUGUGACUCAUGCCUCCUCGUGGAUGGUCUCUGUUAUCUUAUUUUAUCCGGCCUUGGAGUCUAUCAAGUGGCUGUCAUCGCCGCUUUGAUUUGACAGUCAUGAACGAAUAUUUUCGCCCUCGAGCGUUUAUUAUUUAUGUAGCUGUAGAGCCUGGUCCUGUCCCAGCCAAGUUCUGUAUUCUUAGAGUAGAGUUCCGCGUGUAUGCCAGGUUAUUCGGAAUCCCUCAGACGUACCGAGGCGUCACGACGCGAUAGAGGCAAAGUUACGGUAUGCAGGGCGAGACUCCGGCCAACUUUGAUUGGUACCGAGACCCAGG